CAUCGAUUUAGUUUAGUUUGGAUGCUCCGCAAGUCUCGACGAUGCUUCGCUCAAACUAUCUUUUGCUGAUCAGCGGUUGCUGCCUGGUAUUCGCUGUCUCAGCGCAGAUUCCCAUCACGCCCCGGAGUUGCCCGGCGAACGAGACUUUCCUGGCCUGUGGUCCCGAUUGCCAAACGGAGUGCGCCACGCUGGGAAAGCCCUGUCUGGUCAGGCACAUCCGAUGCCCAGAUGGAUGCUACUGCAACAAGGGCUUCGCGAGGAACGCCGCGGGCACGUGCAUCCCCCUUCGGCGGUGCAGCACAGGCGGCUACGGAAACUGAAUUAACUGAGCAUGGAAUACGGUCUUAUUAGAAGCAGCUCAAACACUGAAAACGGCAAGACAAUAAAGUUCACUGGCAUUGUGUACGGCGCGUACAAUAAUGCAAUGAUAAUGAGGCCACAGCAUGGCUGAAAACGAACCAGCGAUAUCUGGGUGCGAUUCUGAUGGAGGUGCAAGCCUAGGCCUCGCAGGUGUUGUCAAUAUGUUCAUUUCUCAAGUUUA
Molecule: messenger RNA, 541 nt
Organism: Drosophila sechellia
Lineage: Eukaryota; Metazoa; Arthropoda; Insecta; Diptera; Drosophilidae
Product: venom serine protease inhibitor
Exons: 2
Coding region: 42-320 (92 amino acids)
Source: RefSeq, a predicted model, not a curated record